Messenger RNA from Triticum dicoccoides, 998 nucleotides. RefSeq names its product casparian strip membrane protein 1. Lineage: Eukaryota; Viridiplantae; Streptophyta; Magnoliopsida; Poales; Poaceae. The transcript is spliced from 3 exons. Bases 99 to 779 code for a protein of 226 amino acids. The record is from RefSeq and is a predicted model, not a curated record.
AAAUCAAACACAAGCACCUCUCAUCUCAUAAACCCCAUCAAGGAACCCCGCCUUCUCCUCUCCUCCCGCGUCCGACGAUCCUCACGCAAGCACCGAACAUGAGCACCAGCGAGGCCGCCACUGUCAUCCCCGUUUACGACGUCGCCCCCGGCCAGGGCGCGCCCUCCAAGGCCCCCGCAGCCGCGCCCCCGUCUGCCGCGGCGGCCGCUCCUGCAGCUGCGGCCACGACGACAGCCCCGCGCAAGUUCCCCAUGCGGUUCUUCCGGCGGAGCGACCGCGGCAGCCGGUGCAUGGCGUUCCUCGACUUCCUGCUGAGGAUCGCGGCGUUCGGGCCCGCGCUCGCGGCGGCCAUCGCGACCGGCACGUCCGACGAGACGCUCUCCGUCUUCACCGAGUUCUUCCAGUUCCGCGCCCGUUUCGACGACUUCCCGGCCUUCCUGUUCCUCAUGGUGGCGAGCGCGAUCGCCGCGGGGUACCUGCUGUUAUCCCUCCCGUUCUCCGCCGUCGUCGUGCUGCGGCCUCAAACCACCGUCCUCAGGCUUCUCUUGCUCGUCUGCGACACGAUCAUGCUCGGGCUGCUGACGGCGGGGGCAGCGGCGGCGGCGGCCAUCGUGGACCUGGCGCACAGCGGGAACGAGCGUGCCAACUGGGUGCCCAUCUGCAUGCAGUUCCACGGCUUCUGCCGGCGCACGAGCGGCGCCGUCGUGGCCUCCUUCCUCUCCGUCUUCAUCUUCGUGCUCCUCGUCGUCCUCGCCGCCUUCUCCAUCAGGAAGCGCUGAAACCAGCCUUGCUCCGGCCGGCAGUCCAGCUGCGGCAACCCCGGGCUUUGUUUAAUUAACGGUGCCUGUGUUUUUAAAUGUUGCAUGCAUCCUCAGUUUCCUUUCUGCAUUUGUGUAAUUCUGCGCAUUGGCGAGUAAGUGGCAGUGCACCUGUUAAUCUGUACUUGUAUUUGUGUUGCUUGGUAAUACAAGGUCGUCAGCGAUCAACGUGUUCCGAAA